GCUUUGUUAUGGUUGUGGGCUCUCCACCUCUGUGGGAUCAGGAAGCUGGGGACGCGCCCUUAGACGCUGCCUCUGGCCCCUAGCUGUAGCCCCACUGCUGCCGGUGAUAGAUUCCUGUGGCCUUUUAAGUGAUUGAAUAAUGAUGGAAAUGGAUCCAAAAUAAUAAAUGACUACUCUACUAAAGCAGUAGAAGACUCCUCGUAUCACCUUCCAGUUCAAUUCAGUCUUCAGGAGGAGGCGGAACAAGUGAAAUAGAGAAGACUGAAGAGAAGAUGACCUCACUUUGGAACUGUUUACUCCUUGACUUCUUUAUUUCUACUUGUUUUAAUUUUGCUGUGAAUUUAAAUAGUGAAAACCAAAGAAAUAGAAGAUACAUUUGGGAGCUUUAUAUAACCCAAGAAAUUUGCCUUGAAAGCCUCUAUUCUUUGGAGGAAAACAUACUAAGUUCCUGUCUGAUUAAAAACAAACCAGAUUUCCUAUGUCCCUUAGAUUCUGAAGAAUAAAACAGAUAUAAAUACAUAUCCGCACACUUUUUAGCAGCUCUGUAGGAAUAAUGAGAUUUAUAAAUUAAGGGCUUUGUUAUGUGGAUGUUUUGCCGCUGGAAUUGACUGCUCAGAAGAUCUUUUAUUGCUCUCUAAUGCUAUAUUUUUGAUCUGUGGCUUUGAUGGCAUUCACCCACACAUGAGUUUACCUCUUUCCAGUUAUGACCUUGUUAUGAACAGUGUUUGCACUCAAUGUGCAAAUGUCCAUGUAUUAUCUAUUUAAACAGCAUCAUAGUGCCAUCACUCAAGGAAGUUGAAUGAGGUGAACAUAGACAUAGCUCUUUCCCCUUCCCCCCAUUUUUUAAAUGUAACAAAUACUUUUUAUGUUCCCCUUCCCCUUUCCCCUUCCCCUUUUUGGAAACGUGUCAGGAACUAGAUAGUUUAAGAUGAGCAAUUGAGGAGACUUGAAAAAGUGAUACAGACAGAGCCUGGCUUCCUUGUGCUUUAUCACAAGGCGUGCUGCUGGCCAGCCUAUUUAAGCACCCUUUUAACAAGAGAACCUCGUAGGAAAUCCAGCUGGCAGACUCAAGGAGUUCGGGAAACAGGACCACAGAGGUUACACUCUGGGAUCCUGGCCAUGAGGUUGGAUGCCUCACCUUGCUGAAAAGAGACACUGGACCUAAAUGGCGCAGCAUGACUUUGUUCCUGCUUGGCUAAAUUUCUCAACACCACAGUCAGCUAAGUCACCUACAGCCACCUUCGAAAAACACGGAGAGCACCUACCCCGAGGAGAUCGUAGGUUUGGAGUAAGCCGUCGUCGACAUAAUUCCUCUGAUGGCUUUUUUAACAAUGGACCUCUGCGAACUGCAGGAGAUUCCUGGCACCAGCCCUCCCUGUUUCGCCACGACUCUGUGGACUCUGGUGUCUCUAAGGGAGCAUAUGCUGGAAUCACAGGGAACCUAUCUGGUUGGCAUAGCUCUUCCCGAGGUCAUGAUGGCAUGAGCCAGCGUAGUGGGGGUGGCACAGGGAACCAUCACCACUGGAAUGGCAGCUUCCAUUCCCGGAAAGGCUGUGCCUUUCAAGAAAAGCCACCUACAGAGAUUAGGGAAGAAAAGAAAGAAGACAAGGUGGAAAAAUUACAAUUUGAAGAGGAAGAUUUUCCUUCUUUGAAUCCAGAAGCUGGCAAACAGAAUCAGCCAUGCAGACCUAUUGGGACCCCUUCUGGAGUGUGGGAAAACCCACCUAGUGCCAAGCAACCCUCCAAAAUGCUAGUCAUCAAAAAAGUUUCCAAAGAAGAUCCUUCUGCUGCCUUCUCUGCUUCAUUCACCUCACCAGGAUCUCACCAUGCAAAUGGGAACAAAUCAACCAUGGUUCCAAGUGUCUAUAAGAACCUGGUUCCUAAGCCUGCACCACCUCCUUCCAAGCCCAGUGCAUGGAAAGCUAACAGAAUGGAACACACAGCUAGAGGAUCCCUUUCCUCUAGCUGGGAGUCUGCUUUUUCCAGUCCGAUCUCUGUUACCAAACCAGUAGUACUGGCUGGGGGCACAGUUUUAAGCUCUCCUAAAGAGAGUCCCUCCAGCACUACUCCUCCGAUUGAGAUCAGCUCCUCUCGCCUGACCAAGCUCACCCGCCGAACUACCGACAGGAAGAGUGAGUUCCUGAAGACUCUAAAGGACGACCGGAAUGGAGACUUCUCAGAGAACAGAGACUGUGACAAGCUGGAGGAUUUGGAGGACAACAGCACACCUGAACCAAAGGAAAACGGAGAGGAAGGCUGUCAUCAGAAUGGUCUUACUCUCCCUGCAGAGGAGGAAGGGGAGGUCCUCUCACACUCUCUGGAAGCAGAGCAUCGAUUAUUGAAAGCAAUGGGAUGGCAGGAAUAUCCUGAAAAUGAUGAGAAUUGCCGCCCCCUCAAAGAGGAUGAGCUCAGAGAGUUCCACAUGAAGACGGAACAGCUGAGAAGAAAUGGCUUUGGGAAGAACGGCUUUUUGCAGAGCCGUGGUUCCGGCCUGUUCUCCCCUUGGAGAAGCACUCGUAAAGCAGAGUUUGAGGAUUCAGACACGGAAACCAGUAGCAGUGAAACAUCAGAUGACGAUGCCUAGAAGUAGGCAUAUAAAUCCUCAAAAAUCUGACCCAGUAAACUCAG
Mustela lutreola (European mink) is the source of this 2628-nucleotide messenger RNA. RefSeq names its product vasculin-like protein 1. The transcript has a single exon. Gene Ontology annotation, cellular component: nucleus. Gene Ontology annotation, biological process: positive regulation of DNA-templated transcription; DNA-templated transcription. The record is from RefSeq and is a predicted model, not a curated record. NCBI's taxonomy places the organism in Eukaryota, Metazoa, Chordata, Mammalia, Carnivora, Mustelidae. Gene Ontology annotation, molecular function: RNA binding; DNA binding. The coding region runs from base 1166 to 2584 and encodes 472 amino acids.